Psylliodes chrysocephalus is the source of this 708-nucleotide messenger RNA. The record is from the annotation of a GenBank genome assembly. NCBI's taxonomy places the organism in Eukaryota, Metazoa, Arthropoda, Insecta, Coleoptera, Chrysomelidae.
AUGGCAUGGCGAAGCAAAAAAAUACUUGAUAAGCCUGAAGGUGGUGUAUUUAGGCCUAAUAAUUCUCGAAAUAACAGAUUCUCAAAUAUAGUAGAUGAUAUUAAAGACUUCAUAUCCGAUGAGAGUAAUCAGGGUUUAGGUCCUUAUGGCUUUAACAGCGAUUCUGAGACAUAUGGGGAUUUACCAAUUAAAUCUAAAACUCGAAAGAAAAGAGUGCAGGUCAAAAAAUCUACUUGGUUCGCGGACAGAAACAAACAACUAAGAGGAAAAGGUCGAAAAUAUUAUGGUAGAAAACGUGAAGAAAAUGCCUGGAAUUAUGAGAAAACUAAAGAACCACGAAUUAUAAAACCAAGAUGUAACUGUAAACAAAGAAGUGAGACCGGUACCAUGAAAUGUUCUUUGGUGACCGAAGACAAAAUAAUGCAGAUAUAUAAAGAUUUUUGGAAUAUGGAUUGGGGUCAGAAGAAGGUCUAUGUCACACAAGUUCCCAUUAAAAGGUCACGAGAUCGAAAUGUUGACACUGAAUUUAGAAGAAAUCAAACAUUGCAAUAUCACUUGAAAGAUCAGUGCCCGAAAUGUGCAAGUUAUGGUGUUGGUCAGAUAUCGGCGGAAGAGUAUGCAAUACAUCAAGCAAAGGAGGAAGAUGCCAGAGCGGAAAAAACAAAAGAUAAAGAAGAAGAAAAAAUUGCAUUCACAGUCGACCUUUAA